AUGUCUAAAAGAGACUCAAUGGAUCAACCUGAGGUGAAGAGGAAACGGAGAACACCACUUUCGUGCAUCUCAUGCAGAAAUAGGAAAGUUAAAUGUGACAGACAUAAACCCCGUUGCUCACGAUGUGAAAAGGCAAAUAUAGCAUGUGAAUACGAUUCUCCAAUUUUAUUUUCUGAAAUAACCACCUCUUCUAUCGCCGGAGAGAAAGAUAAUUAUAAUAUGUUCUUUGUCUCAUCGUUGGAGAAGACAAAUAAAAAGAAUGAUCCGGUGAUAGACGAACCCUACGUGUCUGCAAAUGGAGAUACAGCCCAAGAGAAGUUAAAGAGAAUCAAUGAAUUAAAGAAAGAGUUACACGAUCUUGAACAGUCAUUCAAUGAAGAAACUGAAUGUUUUUCGUUGAUUUUAGACUACGAUAACAACUCUUCUGUACAUUUUGUCAGCAAAUAUAAUGCGAGGCUCAUGGCGUUUGGAUCAUUUAUGAUGUCAAGUAUUUGGAAGAGAGACCCCCUAAUGAAAAAGUUCAUUAAGACUUUUGUCAUACUAAGAAGCAAGGCGAUCAAGGUGGUGCCAAGUAACGAUCCUGCACAUAUAGUCGAAAGGUACCUUCCGCAGGCAAAAGAGGAAGGUGAGCCUAAGUAUCUUAAACACAUGAAAAUAUUCGAGUUUUUGAAUAGCCAGCUAAAAUCAAAGAAAAGUACCAAAAUAAUGCUAGAUAAAGAAGGUAUAGUAAAGAAAAUUGAGGAAGUUAUUCCACCACUGGAGGUGAUCAAUUUCCACUUGGAGUACUUUAUGAGGUAUAUACAUCCGUUCAUUCCUAUUUUGGAUGAGUACAUAUUUAGAUCAAAUAUUGCAUCAAUCAUAAUAUCUGACAAUGAUAGGAGCAAACCUAAAAUAUCCUUGACGUCAAAAUUAGACUAUACUAGGAUUUCUCUAUUACUUGUCAUUAUGAGGCUUUCUUAUCUUUCACUACAUUUGAAAAUUUCAAUGACAGAGGAGACGUUAUCGCCAAUUAUAGAUUAUGUCUUGUCUUUCCCUCUAAAUCCGGACAUAUUCAAUAUAGUCCAGGCUUCGUUGGAUAAGCUUCAAUACUUGAGGAAAACUUCAACAGAGACGUUUCAGCUAUUACUACUUAUUCGAUUUUAUCAAUGUCGUGCAUGCGAAGAUGGUGAUGGGUUUGUGGGUACCGACGGGAAAGUGUUUGUUGGAUUGAUUACUUCUACUGCAAAAGUUCUAGGCCUUGACACUAAAUUCAAUGACCCCCGACCGAUACAUGAGCAUGAAGAGAAUAUAGAUAUGAACUCUUUCCCGUUACAUCUCAGAAUGAACCUCUUGACACGAGGUCCUGGUCCAUUUAUAAAUUUAUGGAAAAAACUUGGAAUUUUGACGUUGGAAGCUGAUUUGGGUCACUCGAUGGUUUCAGGCGCAUGUCCCUUGAUUGAUCAUGACCCAGAGAUGAGUAGAAAUCAUGGUCUAAUGUUUGACAAAGUCAACUCGAAUGUUAUUGACUUGAAACUUGAGGAAACAAUUGUUAAAAGAUUGCAAUUAUACGAAGAAAUAGAUUAUCCAGUUGCUCAAUUAUUUGCCAAAUUACACAGUUACAAGUCCAAAGCAAAAGUUGUAGAGGUUGAAGAGUCUCUAAGGAAUAUUUAUCAGAUCAUUGAGGAAAAGUACCGAUUAGUGGAUGUUGUUGAUGAAUACAGCAGGUUAUCCAACGUCAUGACUUUGAAGUCAAUUAUUGAAGUUUUCAAUUCAAUGUUAAUGAUACAGUAUUCGUUGGUGUUACAUCAGGAACAUAAUGCUUUAAAAUAUCCGGCUAUCGAGGAGGACUGUAAGAAGAAAAUCCUAACCAACAUCCCCACUAUAUUGACCCAAUCUAUAGUAUUAGCCGAUAGCAUGCUUUUGGCAUGGACGAAAAUAAGCUCGUUUACUUUUAAUCAAUUACAAAACACUGAGGCAGAGUACAAGGAUUUUAUUCUUAUAUUGGCUCCUGCUAUACAAAACGCCCUUCCUAAACUCAUGAUGAUUUUGUUUUUCAUUUCAAUAAGGAUCUUAACUUUCAGUCAUGCUAUCAAAGCAAAUGGACGGAGUAACGAAUUUGCGAACAAAAUCGUGCAAUUUGAGAAAAUGAAUAAGCACGUGUUGAUUUUAAUGAAAACGAUGAUCAUAGUUGGAGAACGACUAAGUAUAAACUGGUAUGCUGCGUUACGAAGCUACCUAUAUUUUAAGAAGUUGGUAGAGUGGUUUGAAAGUGGUGGCAAGUUUGCCCUUGAUUUCCAAAUUGAGUACAGCAGAACUGUUGAAUUAAAGGACAUCUCCGAGGAUAUCAGGAACCUGAAACAGGUGGAAAUGGUCAAUAGCAUUUUGACUUCAUUUGAUGAUAUAAUCAUUGAGAAUUUAAAUUUGAAGUUUGAAGUGAUGGAAAAGAACUAUGGUUUAGACAACAUUCAUGGGAUUUACAAAUCGGUGUUUGUCAAAUACGAGAGUGCAGACAUGAGCACCAUCCCGGAUGAUAUGUCGUUCAUGCAAAGCGGCACAACACCGGAUGAUCACAACUAUUACACUAAUGCCGGCAUAUUUGAGCCAAGCGAAUUUAUCGAUUGGGAUGAUGUUACAAAUUGGUUUAACCAAGGCAACGUGUUUGGUGAUAUAGGGGAUUCGUUAGAGCGUGAAAUAAAUAGUUUUAUAUAG
This is a messenger RNA of Pichia kudriavzevii, 2688 nucleotides long. RefSeq lists its product as uncharacterized. Bases 1 to 2688 code for a protein of 895 amino acids. The record is from RefSeq and is a predicted model, not a curated record. Gene Ontology annotation, molecular function: DNA-binding transcription factor activity, RNA polymerase II-specific; zinc ion binding. NCBI's taxonomy places the organism in Eukaryota, Fungi, Ascomycota, Pichiomycetes, Pichiales, Pichiaceae. The transcript has a single exon. Gene Ontology annotation, biological process: regulation of DNA-templated transcription.